Molecule: messenger RNA, 1786 nt
Organism: Pseudogymnoascus verrucosus
Lineage: Eukaryota; Fungi; Ascomycota; Leotiomycetes; Thelebolales; Thelebolaceae
Gene: OST1
Product: dolichyl-diphosphooligosaccharide--protein glycosyltransferase subunit 1
Exons: 3
Coding region: 133-1626 (497 amino acids)
Cellular component (GO): membrane; oligosaccharyltransferase complex
Source: RefSeq, a predicted model, not a curated record
CUUGAAAGUACCACCAAGCUUGGGACGAGAGCUUCAGGCAAAUCUUCUGGGCGGCCUCGACAACGAUCAUCCACCCUUCUCUUCCGAACGAUAUUAUUUGAGACGACUGUAUAUAUCUAGCCGUCUGUCGGCAUGGUUAACAUAAAGGCAUUGUCGCUUGCGACUGCCGUCCUCUCCUUCGCUGGAGCAGCUCUCUCCAAGUCAACUGUAACGAAACCGGCCUCGUCACAAAACAUCCUCCCGUCGACAUUCACGCCGCCCCAAGUAUUCAAAAAUAUAAAUAUCCAACGAUCAAUCAACCUCGAAAAGAGCUACCCUAGGAACGUUGUCAAUGUUGUCAUAGAGAACGUCUCUCCUGAGGCACAAAAUGAAUACUACAUCCCAUUCACAACCUCGCAAGCGGAGAAGCUUGGCAACUUGGAAGUGAAGGACAAUAAGGACUUGACAAGUCCACCAUUUAGCUUCGAGGCUGUUUCAAUCGAUGGUUCAAGCGAAACCCAAUUCUACAAGGUCCAACUGCCCCAGCCAUUGGCGCCAAAGGGAAAACAGACUAUCCAAAUCAGCUACUCGUUCCUCUCCUCUCUGCGCCCUCUACCAGCAGCCAUUGCUCAACAAGACCCACAAUUCCUUGUCUAUGAGUUCUCCGCAUACUGGCCAUCCUCGUACAUCACCAGACACCAGGAGACCGAAAUCAAGUUCCCGGGCGCCAGCGUCCCAGAAUACACCGGUGGCAUUGGGGGCAAGGAAGAGUCUGCCCAAAAGGCUGGCUCGAAGCUUACUUACGGACCGUUCAAGGACGUGACGGCAGGAACCACCCAGCCCGUCCGUGUCCGUUUCCAGCACACUCAACCGCUGAUCCACGUCUCAAGGCUAGAGAGAGAUAUCGAGGUCAGCCAUUGGGGUGGCAACAUCGCCUUUGAGGAACGCUACACUAUCGUCAACAAGGCCGCGAACCUCUCUUCCCAGUUCAACCGUGUUGAGUGGGCGCACCAGCAAUACCGUACCCCCGAGACGACCGCGAUCAAGGCGCUCCACAUCCCUCUACGCGUCGGCUCGCUCACUCCUUACUACACGGACGUCAUUGGGAACAUCUCGACCAGCCGCUUCAGGAGCAACAAGCGCGAGGCAAAUUUGGAGCUCAAGCCCCGUUAUCCUAUCUUUGGUGGAUGGAACUACCCCUUCCGCAUCGGAUGGGAUGCGAACUUGGCGACUUUCUUGAGGACCGUCAAGUCUUCCGAUAGCUACGUCUUGAACGUCCCCUUCCUCGAGGGUCCCAAGCAACAUGAGGGUAUCUCAUACGAAUUCGUCGAGCUCCGUGUCAUUCUUCCAGAGGGCGCUACGAACGUCAAGUACGAGACCUUAGUCCCCAUUGUCUCCGCCACAAUCUCCACCCACGUCACCUUCAUGGACACCAUCGGCCGCACCGCUCUUACCCUGCAGGCACGCAACCUCGUCGACGCGGUCCGCGACCGCGAGCUCAUCGUCACCUACGAAUACCCUCUUUCAGCGGCUCUCAGGAAGCCAGUUGUGAUCAUCGUUAGCGUUCUGGGUCUGUUUGUUGCCGUGUACCUCCUCGGAAGCCUGAACACGGGCAUUUCCUCGAAGAGGGUGGGGAAGAAGGCUUAGAAGCGAAGUGGUGGCAUGCAGGGGAUAAAAUGUGAAAUGUAUGCUUAUGUAGAAUACUCAUAAAGAUUAUUGCUGUUUUUUGGUCGAGCUAUGGGAUUGUUUGAACCUUGAGUGAUUUAUGGCGUAACUUCAGUGCAUUGGUUUAUAUGUGAAAACGUAG